AUCACAACUCAUUCUCAACCGUACCAAUGACAUCCGAGCCACCUUCUGCCGCCGCGGCUACCGCCAUCCUUCCGGUGACCAACCCAUCAACAACCACCAAAGCAAAAACAAGCAAGAAACUCACCCUCCUCCCACUCAUAUUCCUCAUAUACUUCGAAGUCGCGGGUGGUCCAUACGGAGAAGAGCCCGCGGUCAAGGCAGCCGGGCCACUUUUCGCCAUUCUCGGGUUCCUAAUAUUUCCUUUUAUAUGGAGUGUACCCGAGGCUCUCGUCACCGCGGAACUCUCCACUACCUUCCCGGGCAACGGCGGGUACAUCAUAUGGGCCGAUAAGGCGUUCGGCCCGUUCUUCGGGUCGUUAAUGGGCACAUGGAAAUUUCUCACGGGGGUUAUCAAUCUGGCUGCAUUCCCAAUUCUAUGCAUAGAUUAUAUAGAGAAACUUUUCCCGAUUUUUAAAUCGGGAUUACCUAGAACGUCGGCGAUAUUAGUCGCCAACGUUGUACUAUCUUUUAUCAACUUUACAGGGUUGAAUAUAGUAGGCUACGCCGCAAUUACUCUGGGCGUAGUCUCUCUCCUCCCUUUUGGUGUCAUGUCAGCUAUUGCUGUCCCUAAAAUUCAGCCACACAGAUGGCUGAGUUUAGGCCAAAAGGGUGUUAAAAAAGACUGGAAUUUAUUCUACAACACCCUUUUCUGGAACCUAAACUUUUGGGACUCCGUGAGCACAAUGGCUGGUGAAGUCGAAAAGCCAAAAAGGACUUUCCCAUUAGCGCUUUUUUACGCGGUGAUCUUAACGUCCGUAUCCUACAUUAUCCCUCUCGUCGCAGUCACCGGCGCGGUUCCACUCAACCAAACCGAAUGGGAGUCCGGGUUCAUGGCAGUCGCAGCCGAAAUAAUCGCGGGCAAGUGGCUAAAAAUUUGGAUCGAAAUCGGAGCUGUCUUAUCCGCCAUCGGCUUAUUCGAAGCACUAUUAAGUAGUUGCGCGUAUCAAACACUUGGUAUGGCGGAUUUCGGGUUUUUACCAAAGUUUUUCGAGCUUCGGUCGAAGUGGUUCGACACGCCUUGGGUUGGAAUAUUAGUGUCUACUUUGAUUGCCAUAAGUUUUUCGUUCAUGCAUUUUACGGACGUUAUAUCAUCCGCUAAUUUUUUAUACAGUUUAGGAAUGUUGUUGGAGUUUGCGUCUUUUUUGUGGCUUAGGAGGAAGUUUCCAACGUUAAAACGGCCGUUUAAAGUGCCUGGUAACGUGGUGCUUUUAGGGAUUAUGUGUUUGAUACCUUCGGCUUUUUUGGUGUUGAUUAUGGUUAUCGCUACGCCGAUUGUGUAUCUGGUUAGUGGUGUGUUGACGGUUGUUGGCGUUUUAUGGUAUUUUUUGAUGAAGUUUUGUAGAUCAAAGAAGUUGUUUAGUUUCAAGAAUCGUGAUGAAGUUGAAGUUUGUGAAGAGAAUUAG
This is a messenger RNA of Helianthus annuus (common sunflower), 1442 nucleotides long. Its product is annotated as probable polyamine transporter At3g13620. Gene Ontology annotation, molecular function: transmembrane transporter activity. Gene Ontology annotation, cellular component: membrane. NCBI's taxonomy places the organism in Eukaryota, Viridiplantae, Streptophyta, Magnoliopsida, Asterales, Asteraceae. The record is from RefSeq and is a predicted model, not a curated record. The transcript has a single exon. Gene Ontology annotation, biological process: transmembrane transport. Bases 27 to 1442 code for a protein of 471 amino acids.